Molecule: messenger RNA, 817 nt
Organism: Meleagris gallopavo (turkey)
Lineage: Eukaryota; Metazoa; Chordata; Aves; Galliformes; Phasianidae
Source: RefSeq, a predicted model, not a curated record
GAAAGACAGUGAACUGUGAGGUACAGGAGAGAGUGGCAAAAGCACGUUUAUCAAGCAGAUGAGAAUCAUUCAUGGAUCAGGUUAUUCUGAUGAAGACAAAAGGGGCUUUACAAAACUGGUGUACCAGAAUAUAUUUACAGCAAUGCAGGCCAUGAUCAGAGCCAUGGAUACUCUCAAAAUUCCAUACAAGUAUGAACAUAAUAAGGCUCAUGCACAGUUAGUGCGGGAAGUUGAUGUAGAGAAGGUGUCAACUUUUGAGAACCCAUAUGUAGAUGCAAUAAGAAGCUUAUGGAAUGAUCCUGGAAUUCAAGAAUGUUAUGACCGACGACGAGAGUAUCAGUUAUCAGAUUCAACUAAAUACUAUCUUAAUGACUUGGAUCGCAUAGCAGAUUCCACCUAUCUGCCAACUCAGCAAGACGUGCUUAGAGUUCGAGUUCCAACAACAGGAAUCAUUGAAUAUCCCUUUGACUUACAAAGCGUCAUUUUCAGAAUGGUGGAUGUAGGAGGCCAACGAUCAGAGAGAAGAAAAUGGAUACACUGCUUUGAAAAUGUCACAUCUAUCAUGUUCCUAGUAGCUCUUAGUGAAUAUGAUCAAGUGCUUGUGGAAUCAGACAAUGAGGUAAGCAAUAAGCACAGAGCACUGGUUUUGAAGAAAAAAUUCUUCUGCCUGUCCCAGAUGUUUUCCCAAUCAAUCUACCAGCAGUCAUACAUAACUACAUGUAAUGGAAUGAGAAUUACUAUGGAGAUCAAAAGGCUGAGCCAUGUUGGGGAGGAUUCAACAAAAAGGAAUAUUGUUCAAUAAAGAGAAAUAUUCUUA